AUGCAUAUCCUAGACUUUCCACCAGAGUUGAUCCACAUGCUGCUUUACCACAUGGCACUAUCCCGUGGCGUUACCCGAGCUCUUAGGUUGCGCCUUCCUGCUCUAUUCGAAACGCGUCUUCUCGAUAAAUUCCAAUAUGGCCAGGUCAAUUAUAUCCAUGAUCGCAACACCGAACACAUGAGUGAUUGGUAUAUGCGAGAACACCAUGGCGCCGAGGAUUUUUGGCACUCCUAUAUUGCGUACCGGGUCCGAAACGAAGGCGACCCACAAGUCGGCCGGCUGGUCAAGAUUCGACAAAUUGCGGAAGCGUACUGCAGCAAGACGGGGUCAACUGACUUGGCCGGCACCAUCGACACUCUUUGCUGGAUGGCGCUCGAGCGAGCUGCCAGAUGCCCUGUUCGCGCCAAUAUGUAUGUGCUGAACCCCUAUCGGUUUGACUCUGAGCGGGGCCCGGUCCCGGAUCCCGGCGUCAGCCUCUUAAGCGUAGCGGCAUAUCUUGGCAACUUGUCGCUGGCCAAAGAAUUGUUGGAGGAGGGCCACUGCCCGGAAGAUACCAACGAGCUCUUCGACGAGCCCCUGCGCCUUGCCGCUUGGGCGGGCCACGCCGACAUCUUGAAGCUGUUCCAGGAGCAGCUGCCCGAGUACGAAUGCUAUGGUACGGGAAUCAAGCAAUGGCGGGCGAAAACCGGACCUGGUGCCAUUGGUGCCAUCACAGGAGCUGCAAUUCGUGGGGAUUUGGACAUGCUCCGUCUGGCCAUAUACCCCCCUUCACGGAUUCAACCGGGCACCUCUGACUUUGCCGGUUUCCCAUACGGACAGGUUGUUGUGGAGGACCCGUACGACUAA
Colletotrichum spaethianum is the source of this 846-nucleotide messenger RNA. RefSeq lists its product as uncharacterized. The record is from RefSeq and is a predicted model, not a curated record. Gene Ontology annotation, molecular function: protein binding. Bases 1 to 846 code for a protein of 281 amino acids. Lineage: Eukaryota; Fungi; Ascomycota; Sordariomycetes; Glomerellales; Glomerellaceae. The transcript has 2 exons.